CCAAAAUGGCCGCCGCCCUCCCCCGCGCGCACGCGGCCACGAAAUUCUGCUACGCGCCCUCCUAAAGCCCACCACCAUAAAACUCCUUCGCGGGUGCCCCCAAUUCUUCCUACUGCUGCCACAAAUCCUCUCCCCUGAACCCUCCAAAUCCUUCCCCCAGAAGCUGCCUCCAAAUCCUCCACCCAAAUCUUUGCAUCCCCGCCUGAAUCCUCCCCUCCCCCGCCCCCAAAACCAGCCGGCCACCAAGCCAUGGCCUGGCCGCCCCAAACCCUACUGCCACAACCCAACCCGUAGUGCAACUCCAAGUCGCUGCCAAGAUUGGAGGACGAGGAGGAGGUUUGUGUCCGCGAGCAGGAGAGGGAGGAUCUGCAUUUGCGGAGGAGGCAAGGGAGGUCGGCCACUGCAGUUGUUCGAGGAGAUCUUGGUGCAUGCUGUGCAAAGAAAGAAGAAAGGAAGGGGGAUAAAUCCUGCUAUUCAACGAGUCUUGGAAGUAAUAAGGCAAGGGAGCUUGCUCACUGCAGCUGCUGUUCAAGGAUAGGAGAUCUUGGUGGUGUGCAAAGGAAGGAGAAGGCAAGGGAGAGAAAUUGAACUGUUCAACAGUGGUUAAAGGAAUGACAAUCUCACACCGGGCUACAUGUUCUUCUAGCAAUUCAGCAAGACAGAACACAACUUUGAGUCAAUAUGAACCCGCUGAUGAUCCUUCAGGAGAUGACGAAAUUGAAGAAGGCUACUUGCGAGGUAGUGCAGAUCUUCCUCCAAUUAUCUCCAAUGAGCAAGGUCUUCCUCCAAUUAUCUCCAGUGAGCAAGAUCGUCCAUUGAUUAUGCCAGAUGAAAACUCAUGAGCAUUGGUCUGAGGUUAAGGGAAGGACUCCAUCAAGUGUGUUAACAUGUUUACUGAAGAGUUGUCAUCCAUGUUUGAUUAGGUAUAGAGGAAAGGUUGUGGUGGCAUCUACAUAGAAACAUUAUCAGGCAGCAUAGGACACAGAUGGAAAAUCCGUAGCUGAGAUUGUCGAAGAAGGUUUUUGGGUUCAGAUUUGAUCCAUCAAAGGAAGCUGAGUCAAGAGACAAUGUUGGUGUGAGUUGUGGACUACUCCUAGGGAGCAUCAUGUAUUAUGCAAGAAUCAAUGCUACAAUUUCUCAUUUCCGCAACAUGGAGAACAGAAACAUGACAAGAUUGCUGGGUAGUUUUAUUUGACGAGGGAGGAGUACAUUGCACAACGCCACGUCUGGUGCAAACAAUAUUGUUGGGAUUCUAUUCCACAGCAUGGAGCAGUCUUAGAUUCAAGGAAAGGUCUAAGAAAAAUCGUACAAAUCGCUACAGCAGAAGAUUCAAAACUCACAGAGGAGGUUCUAGCUCUAUCGCAACAAUACGACAAAGGCUGUCUAAGAAGUUAGGAAGACAAAUAACUGAUGUCGGGGCAUGGGUUCAUAUUCACAGAGGUACAAAUCCUGAAGAUAUUACUUCAUUAAACAUGGAAGAAGCCACAACAUGCCUGGAGAAUUAUAAAACCAGGGCUAUGGAAUUAAAUGGAGCCGACUUUGAUUGGCUGCACUCUCCAGUGGACGUUAGAGCCCUUUACCAUUGCUCUUGUAUUCGGCGACAUGGAAAAUGGGCUAUAUUUAAUCGCAUUGUGAAUGAUAAAGUGGCCCUUGCUGAGUUGAAGCGAAGUCAUGCCUCAAUGGAUGCACAGCGGCAACAUCAAGAGGAAGAGAACCAAAUGAGAAAGGAAGCUCGUGAUAGUUGUAUGGCUAAGGAUUUUGCACAGAGAAUGUUCGAAUGGGGUAGAAUUGUACAUGAUCACUAUGACAACAUGCGGAGGUUUAUGGAAGUAAGAGCUGUUGCUUUGCACAGUGGCAUGCCAGCCACAUCUAUUCCUCCACUCCUGCCUCCCAUGCUUCAGCCUGCGACAUAUGGUGUUUCACCAUCUCCAUGUCCCUCUCUUGAAAAUGCUGGUACUUUUGGCUCAUGCAUUCGAGGGGAAACCCCAGAAGAAACAUUGAGCAGGAUUGCUUAUGGUGGAUUUGGUGUCCAUGUGAAUGCAAAUGGUGGCAGCAAUAGUCCUCCUAUGAAUGCAACUAACAACAAUGAUGGUGGUCCUGUCAAUGCAACCACAAGUGGUGGUGCCAACUACUCUCUUGAAGCUGAGGGUGUCCCGCUAUUUUGAAGUCGUGUUAUCCAAUUAUGCCACAUGUGCAUUUUGGUGAAUCAGAUCUUUUGCAUGCCCUGAUGUUAGAUGAACUUGUAGGGCUUGGCUUAGCACAGAGUGUUAGUGCUAUUAGUAAUGGUGAAUCAGAUCUUUUGCAUGCCCUGAUGUUAUAUGAACCUGUAGGGCUUGGCUUAGCACAGAGUGUUAGUGCUAUUAGUAAUGCCUUCUGUGUUAGCUGUUUUUAUCUGAUUUUGGCUAAAUCUAAAAACUUGAUGAUUGCUGACUGAACUCCUAGAGCUGGUGUUUACUGUAAUUUUUUGACCUGCAUGGAGCAGAUUAAUGUUAUAUGGCAAUACAACUUCACCAUAAA
Molecule: messenger RNA, 2517 nt
Organism: Panicum virgatum (switchgrass)
Lineage: Eukaryota; Viridiplantae; Streptophyta; Magnoliopsida; Poales; Poaceae
Exons: 9
Coding region: 1473-2165 (230 amino acids)
Source: RefSeq, a predicted model, not a curated record